Molecule: messenger RNA, 1048 nt
Organism: Salvia hispanica
Lineage: Eukaryota; Viridiplantae; Streptophyta; Magnoliopsida; Lamiales; Lamiaceae
Product: PHD finger protein ALFIN-LIKE 5-like
Biological process (GO): regulation of DNA-templated transcription
Cellular component (GO): nucleus
Molecular function (GO): histone binding; transcription coregulator activity; transcription cis-regulatory region binding
Source: RefSeq, a predicted model, not a curated record
ACUUGCAAGUUUAUAUUUGAAACUAUUUACUGCAAAACACACACUGCAGCGUGUUUGUGCGUGAAAAAUUGUACGGAUUAGCUAUGGAGGUUGGCGCGCACAACAGCCCUCGCACUGUGGAAGAGGUCUUCCGAGAUUUCAAGGGUAGGCGUAUUGGCUUGAUCAAAGCUCUCACCACCGAUGUUGAAGAAUUUUUUCAACGCUGCGAUCCUGAGAAGGAGAAUCUAUGCCUUUAUGGAUUUCCUACCGAGCAGUGGGAAGUUAAUCUACCUGCUGAGGAGGUGCCUCCGGAGCUACCAGAGCCUGCUUUAGGUAUAAACUUUGCCAGAGAUGGCAUGCAAGAGAAAGACUGGUUGGCUCUAGUUGCUGUCCACAGCGAUGCAUGGCUACUUUCUGUUGCUUUCUAUUUUGGUGCAAGAUUUGGUUUUGACAAAGCUGACAGGAAACGCCUAUUCAAUAUGAUAAACGAUCUUCCUACAAUUUUUGAGGUUGUGACUGGGGCUUCAAAGAUGCAGUUCAAAGAUAAAUUGGGUGCCACAACUCACAGUGGAAACAAAUCUAAGCCAAACUUAAAAAUGGAAAAAAUGUCCAAGCCCCCAUCAAAGGAUGAGAGUGAGGGAUUAGACGAAGAGGAGGAGGAUGAGGAGGAGGAGCAUGGUGAUACGUUGUGUGGAGCAUGUGGAGAAAACUACGCACAGGACGAGUUCUGGAUCUGCUGUGACAUAUGUGAGAGAUGGUUCCAUGGGAAAUGCGUGAAGAUAACGCCUGCUAGGGCCGAGCACAUCAAGCAAUACAAAUGCCCGACGUGCUCUAAUAAAAGAGCACGGCCUUGAGGAGUUAUAAUCGUGGCUGCUGCUAACCAUCUAGUUGUCUGAAGAAGGAAGAAGAUAUGUCUGAGCACUCUAUUUAAUAGUCAGUCGUAUUUGUGAUGAUAGUUAGCUACUGUUUAUUUAGAUGCAAUAGGUCGGUGUAGAGGGUUUGUAAAAGCUUAAAACAUCUGCACUCCGCUGUCAUUAACUUUUUAUUUAUCCAAUUCACUUUUCUUGCA